AAUGACAAGGGUAGGGUGCACUCUGCAGUCACCGUACAACAUUCAACUCUUCUGUUUCACCCCCUUUUUCCUGCCCAACUUUACUUUAGCCUCUCUCCUCCCCCUCCUCAUGAUAAUUCGUACUUUACCCGAACUACUCCGACAUGUGGGGUUUCCGCGGGAGAGACGAGACCCAAAAAAAAAAGAGUUGAUUUUAUUUUAAUAUAUGUUCCAAGGAGUGAAAACAAUAAAGUGGCUAACAAAAGGGGAGGAGGGGUUGACUAAAGAGUAUGUAAAUAUAUAUAACACUUUUAUUAAAGUAAUAUCUCUCUCUUUCUUUUUAUAUACAUACAUACAUAGAUCUAUUGAAAAUUUCAUUAUCAACCAUGACACCUUUACAAACACCCACAUUAAACGGUCCUGCCGAUCAUGUUGCCUUUGUUAUCCAUGGUAUUGGACAGCAAACAGAGCAGUUUGGGUUCUUUCAAAAGCAUCUACAAAGCCUCUACGACACUACAAAUCAUGCAGUACAAGAAAAUAGGCCCGACAAGGAGAUAAAUAUCGCCUAUAUCCCUAUCGAGUGGCACAAACAAAUCCAUAAAGAAACAGACACCGUCAUGGAUGACAUUACACUCAGAUCAAUUCCUACCAUGCGUAUGGUCAAUAAUGAUUAUCUGGCCGAUGCCUUUUUCUAUCUGAGUAAAGAAAGAGGUCAAAGUAUUGUAAAUCAUGUGACAAACACAUUCAAUGAAGCUUAUCUUCACUUUAUCUCUCAAAAUCGGGGCUUCACUGGGAAAAUAUCCAUCUUGGCCUAUUCGCUGGGUGGCAUCAUUACAUGGGAUAUCCUAUCCAACCAAUUACAGAAAACUAAAAUCCAUAGUAAACUGGACCUGGUCUUUCCUCCUCUACUCUUUAAACCAGAUUUCUUCUUCACCUUGGGAAGCCCCUUAAGUGCCUUUUUAACCGUUAGAGACCAAGAUCCUAAAUUAUACCAUCCUCAUCCUAGUAUCGUCUUUGAAAACAUCUUUCAUCCUUACGACCCACUUGCUUAUCGCUUUGAACCUCUCUUGAAAUCAAGCUAUAAAAAUACCCCCGCUGUACUGAUUGACACUUCCUGUAUAUCGCCAUAUGCGGGGAUAAACCCCUCCAAUGUAUGGCAAUCUCUCCUUUCUAUGGUAUGGGGGCAACACCAAAAGAUUUCCCUGCUUUUAAAGGAGAAUCAACCCAUCCUGCAUUUCGAGUCUACCUUACGCAGUGGCAACACUUUACUUUCUGCCCUGAAACGGUAUCUGUCAACCACAGUCUCCUCCGUCCCCCUUGUCAUGCCACCCACACCCACAUUAUCUCUUGUUGAUGACAACGACAGUAGUAGUAGUAGCAGCAACAGCAGUGAAGAUGAAGAAGAAGAGUAUUUAUUAAGCAAAGAACAUUGUGUGUAUAUCCCCACGAUGGACACAACCCAUAAACGUCGCCAUUCCGAAGAUACAACCAAGGUGAUAUCAAAACGUCAAAGACGGGUGUUGGAGACCACCGUGACCAAGGGCUCCCUAAGCGAGUCAUCCGAUUGCACGGGUAUACCGAAAAGAAUCGAUUUCGUAUUACAACCAGAAAAAACGUUUUUUGGCUUAAUCAGUAACCCUUAUCUCUGUGGAUUGACAGCUCAUUUCUCUUAUUGGACAAAUCAGGAUUUAAUGUGGCAUAUCGUUCGUCGACUUGAAAAUAUGUGAGAGAAAGAAAGAAAAAAGCAUAUUUUUUUGUUUUUUAAAAAUGUUUUUUUUUUUUUUAUUGAAUGGGAUAUGUAGUAAUAAAUAAAUAAAAAUAAAAAAAAAAAAAAAUGGUUGAGAC
Messenger RNA from Mucor mucedo, 1824 nucleotides. RefSeq names its product DDHD domain-containing protein. Gene Ontology annotation, molecular function: metal ion binding. The transcript has 5 exons. Lineage: Eukaryota; Fungi; Mucoromycota; Mucoromycetes; Mucorales; Mucoraceae. The record is from RefSeq and is a predicted model, not a curated record. The coding region runs from base 366 to 1706 and encodes 446 amino acids.